AUGGGAACCACACAGGCCACCACUGACUCUUCUGCAUCUGUUUCUCUGGCCCAGCUCACAGAGACUGCCAAUCUGGCUGAAGCCAACGCUUCGGAGGAAGACAAAAUCAAAGUGAUGAUGUUGCAAUGUGGCCGUGAAUACGGCCCAAUGGGUUCCGUGAAGAAGCCUCUAGGUCCACCACCUCCGUCUUAUACCUGUUUUCGUUGUGGUGUCCCCGGUCAUCAUGUUAAGAGUUGCCCAACAAACGGGGAUAAGAACUUGCAGACUGGCCGGAGAAUCAGAAGGAGCACUGGAAUUCCUACAAGUUUUCUGACUGAGGUGGAAGACCCUAACGCGAAGGGUGCACUGCUUACCAACACUGGAAAAUACGAAAUACCAACCGUGGAUGCCGAGGCCUAUGCUGUGGGGAAGAAAGAGAAGGCACCCUUGUUACCAAGGGAACCGUCGUCAUCUUCAUCUUCAUCUUCACAAGAAGACCGUCCUCUCCCGGGGGAGCUCCUGUGCCUCAUCUGCAAGGACCUCAUGGUGGAUGCCGCCAUCAUCCCCUGCUGUGGCAACAGUUACUGUGAUGAAUGCAUUAGGACAGCCCUCCUGGAAUCAGAUGAACAUACAUGUCCAACGUGUCACCAGAACGAUGUUUCUCCAGAUGCUUUAACUACCAACAAGUGUUUAUGA
Messenger RNA from Onychomys torridus (southern grasshopper mouse), 675 nucleotides. Its product is annotated as E3 ubiquitin-protein ligase RBBP6-like. The coding region runs from base 1 to 675 and encodes 224 amino acids. Lineage: Eukaryota; Metazoa; Chordata; Mammalia; Rodentia; Cricetidae. The transcript has a single exon. Gene Ontology annotation, molecular function: nucleic acid binding; ubiquitin protein ligase activity; zinc ion binding. Gene Ontology annotation, cellular component: nucleus. The record is from RefSeq and is a predicted model, not a curated record. Gene Ontology annotation, biological process: protein ubiquitination; mRNA processing; ubiquitin-dependent protein catabolic process.